AUGGAUUAAUAAACAUAGCCUGUGUAAAUUUCUUUUGGUGAAUAAAAUUGCAGAUGUGUUUCAAAUAUUGUAAUCAACAAGAGACACAUAUUCGCUGUUGGAACUUGGAAUGCUAAGAAAAAUAAUGAAAUUUAUGUGAAUGAAUAUUUAGAAUUGGAAUAAAAGAUAGUACAAUUACAUAAAAUACCAAUUAAUGGAAUGAUUGAGAAGAUCAUAGCAAAAAAGGAGUAAUUAUAUGUUAUCUACAUUGAUCCAUAACAAAAAAAGACAAAGCUUUGUUGCAUCGAAUUAGCUGAAAAUGGAAGAUAUCAAGUAAAUUUCGAUUUAUUGUAUGAAGGAUUAACAAAUGUCAUUUGUCCAGAAGAUGAAUCAAAUAUCUAUUUGAGUUCCAAUAAAUCGAUUAUUCAAUUUGAUUUGAAUAAAUUAUCAUUUGACAAUAUCAUUGAUGACAAUGAUCUCUAUAAUUUAUGCGAAUAAGACCCACAUCAUAAGAAUUUAUUUGUUAGAUCCUAAAACAAUUAUCUAUGCAUUUAAGACACCAGAGAAAAAAAAGUAAACAAAUUCAAAGCACACAGCCUUUAAAUAUUAGAUAUAGAUUUCAAUCCAAAUAAAUAAUACUAUCUCAUAACUGGUGGUGAGGAUUGUUUAGCCAAAGUUUGGGAUAUUCGUAAAACCUAAUAUGCAAUUAAAUCAUUUGAAGACUUGUAGAAUUCAGUCUUAUAAGCAAAAUUUAAUAAAUUUCAUGACUAAUUGGUUUCAUUAUCGUUUGAUGAUGGCACUAUUUCAUUAUAUAAUAUUACAUCUGUUUCCUCUGUUCCUUAAUUGAAUAAGGAAGACGACUAUUUGGUUAAAUAGUAUGAUGAACACGAAGACUCUAUUUAUGGGUUAAGUUGGUCAAGAGGAACUGCCUGGGUUUUGGCAUCCAUUGGUUAUAGUGGUCACAUGAUAAUAAAUACAGUUCCAACAACCGAGAAAUAUAAAAUAUUAUUGUGAAAAUUGUGUUUCAUAUAUACCUAUAUAUAAAUU
Messenger RNA from Paramecium tetraurelia, 1026 nucleotides. RefSeq lists its product as uncharacterized. Lineage: Eukaryota; Ciliophora; Oligohymenophorea; Peniculida; Parameciidae. Gene Ontology annotation, biological process: protein ubiquitination. The record is from RefSeq and is a predicted model, not a curated record. Gene Ontology annotation, molecular function: protein binding. The transcript is spliced from 6 exons.